UAAUAAUCUAGGUGUAAAUGAAAAAUUUUAUAGAAUUUUUCUAUAUAAGAGCGACUGCCGAUGGUAGCACCGUCAAAGUUCAAAAUGAAGUUGGUACUUUGUGCAUUGGUGUUUGUGAUACUGUGGCAUUGGACAACGUCCUUUUGUCCCAGCUAUAUCCGUGGUAAAGGCCCGUUAAAACUUACUGCCAGAGUAGCACCUGUUACUGCAGCAGCUACGAUAGAAGACGAAUAUAAAUAUGCUGAACCGGUUAAAAACCUCUCGAAAAGAAAUGUAUUGCACGACUUUGCAAAUGCUAUGAAAAAUGCUACCAACUACGUCGCAAGAAAACUCCAUAUUAUCCAUAAACGAGACAAUAGUAAUAAGACACUGGAAUGCUCAAAAUGUAAAGUGGACAAAGCUGAUGUUAAUGAAAAUACAUUGAACAUCCCGGAGGGAUCUAUAGGAGAUGUUAAUAAUGUCGCAAGUAACUUAAAUUUGGGAGAAACUUACUCGGUCAGAGCAAAAAGAGAUGUCAACAAGCAAAAAAGUUUAACAACUGGAACCCAAAAAGGAGCAAAAGUCAAACCAAAUCAAAUCAAAGAUGCGAUUGAUUUAUCUAAUAAUAAAUUAGAUCCUGAAACUUCUUCUAACGAAUCUACAUUACCAGAACCAGAAGCUGUAAAAACAAGAUCUGCUAUAAAGAGACAUACUACAAAAAAUGAAGUUACAGAACGAAGCAAGGUCCAUAAUCCACAAAGUUCUACUAAAGAAAAAAAAGUAAAUAAAGCUACAGGCAGUACAGAAAAAAGUGUACAUAACAAUAAAACAAGAUCCAGAACAUCUACUCCCAAAGACACCAAAGCAAGGGUACAUAAAGCAAACAAGGACGCUAAGCCUAAUAUUCCUCAUAAAUCCCCUCUCAAAUCAAAUGAACAUAAGCAUGUCCACAAUAUUCAUAAACCUCAUCCUCAAAGGACUCUAAGAAGAAACGACAAUCAAGCCAGGCAUAAAUACAGAUCUUCAGGACCUAGGCAUAAAAGACAGAUAAUAGAUACUAAAUAUCUUAAAGCAGUACAAAAUCUAACAAGGGACCUGAUAUCUGCAGUUACUAAUGCCAUCAAAAUAGAAGUUCAGGCCACAGUUAAUGAAACCAGCAUUAUACCUAUCGUUGAAGUUCCAAGAAGUACUCCCACAGAUAUUUUAAACGAAACCAUAUCUGAAGUAACAGCAACUAUUAAAGCAGCCAAUCAUGCUAACACACCUUCAACUAUAGUAGAUGCAACCAUUACUACAGUAAAAGAACCUCAGGAUGCUAAAAAAAAUGAGGCUUUGGCAACGCAGAUGGUCAAAGAUACUCUAAAGGCUUCUAAAGUAAAUUCUAAAGUAAAAGAUCCAAGUUUGGCUAGAGAAGUUCAAGACAGUUCUAAAAAUUCUGCUACAGAACUUAUAAAAAAUGAAACAGCGGCUACUGCAGUAGCUGAUAUAGUAACUGCAAAUCCAUCAAAAUCGGUAACUACAGAUAUUUUAAACGAAACCAUAUCUGAAGUAACAGCAACUAUUGAAGCAGCCAAGCAUGUUAACACAUCUUCAACAACAGUAGAUACAUCCAUUAAUACAGUAAAAGAACCUCAGGAUGCUAAAAAAAAUGAGGCUUCGGCAACACAGAUGGUCAAAGAUACUGUAAAGGCUUCUAAAGUAAAUUCUAAAAUAAAAGAUCAAAGUUUAGCUAGAGAAGUUCUAGACAGUUCUAAAAAUUCUGCUACAGAACUUAUAAAAAUUAAAACAGCUGCUACAGUAGUAACUGAUACAGCACCUGCAAAUCCAGCAAAAUCGGUAACUGAAGAUAGUACCCUUAUUAAAGUAUAUCAAGAUGGUAACGAAAGGACCAAAAGAGAUACCAACAGACGUAGAAGAGCAAGGAAACCCACAAGAAAUUCUCAUAAAACUAGACCUACUAUGCACCAUCAUCACAAGAGAGAUACUAGAGAUCUGCUUGAUGAAUUUAUUGAAGAAUCCCAAAAUGGUUUACGAACGGCAACUGGAAGAAAACUUUUAACGAUGCUAACACCUUCAAAUGAUAAGGGCGAACAAAACGUUGGUGAUCCGAAAAUUAAUGUUGAAACAAGAGAACCAUGUAUGCCAAAGAUUAACAUUAAUGGUGCUCCACAUCAUAUCAAAUUUGAGGAUUUGCCUAGUAAUAAAUCGACUGAUAAUGAUCACAUUAGAUGUGCUUGUGCCCUAUUCUUUGAAGAUACCGCAGAACAUAAGAGUCCCAUGAUCUCAGAAUUUAUGCUAGAACCAAUUAACUUAAGAGAUGCUGUUAAUUAUAAAGAAAUGUUAUGUUCCAAAGUGUGUUCUAGAGUUUCUGACGUGUAUUUCAGAGAAAAUAAGGUGGUUUUGUGUAGUCAGAUAAAGAACUUUCACCAUAAGCUUCAGGCCAUCAUGCCUAUAAAACACCACUGCAAAGAGGAUGAUGGUAAGGAAACGAUUCUUUGUCAAGUUCUCCCGAAGGAGUCGUCCUCAGAACAUCCACCAUGGGAGUAUAUUAUAUCUUAUAUGCAUAUCAUUUUCAUCGACGUGUUGGUAUGCAUGACUUCCAUAGGUGUAGUUUGUCUGUACCUGAUUUGCUUUGUUGGGAAUAAAAAGCCGAAAUGUGAAAAUAGGUUAACUAUUCCUUUUUAUACAAGGACGUCUACUACUUCUCCUACUUACUCACUUCAGAAAUAGGCCCGCACCUGUACGAGCAAGGCAAGAGCUAAUUUAGUACUUACAUGCUCUGUGGCAGUCAGCUAAAUGGAUUAUACGGUUAAUUGCAGCUUGCCGGGAAUUUUAACCAUAAAUUCUUCCGUAAAUAAAAUGAAAACAGAAAUUAAAUUUUUAGCGCAUUUCUAAAGGGAAACAAAACCACUCUUGCCCGAGUGAGUUUUGGUCGUGGGAAUUGUUAUUCUGGACGCGCAAUUUUCUUUCUAUUUUCUAUUUUCAUAAACGUUCUCGGUUAGGUUUAGGAUUAUUAUAGUGUGUUAUAAACAGUUGCAGUGCAUUUAUACAUUAAACGUCCAAAUGUUCGUCAAAAAAAAUUAUAAAUAUCUUGGAAUGGUCAAGAUAAAAUGUUUUUUUUUUGCUUCUAUUUUUUAUAAUAAAAUGUUUUCUUUCAAAAGUGUUUUAAAAUUACAAAAAAAAAUUAUCAUUUAACUAGAUUUUAGACGCGACACUAUCCAUAUCAAUAUUUCUCUAAAUCAAGUAUUUUUUUAUCAUGCAAUUGGUAUUUUGCUAUGUUUUUUAGAAGUAUUAUUUUACGUAAAUAUACUUUAUAGUCAUUUAAAGUUAUUUUACAAGUAAUUUUUUUAGUCCAUAAAAUUUGUUUGUUUCUUCCAGGCAGUUUAGUUUUUUUUUCGAUAUUUUCAAAAAUAAUGAAGAUUCAAAUACUAAAUCAAAGUAAAUUAUAAAUAGUCUAGAGAAAACUUUCCUAAAAUGGGUACUGCUUUUAUACUUUCUUCCAGGGAUUAAGGUACUUUUUGAAAACUCUUCAAGGAGCUCAGAAAAUUAGUUUAUUCCUUCCAUGUAGUUGAGUUUUCUUCACCAUCCUUUAGUCAUUUCGAAUUUUUCCAAUUAUUUAGGUUUUCUGUUAUAUCUUUUAAUAGUAAGUUUUAAGUUAAGUUUUAAUUUCUCAGAUAGAUCACGCUUUACCAAAAACCUAAUAAGGCUUUUAUGUAAACCAAAACAUUUUUCAGAUAUUUACAGUCAAAGCACUUCUCAGUCAAUAGCAAGUUUCACGCCUGAACAGUUCUCAUACUUCUUCAUAUUUACCUCUUAAAAUAUAUGAAAGUCAUCUAUUAUAUGUAGAAUGCUUCGUUUUCAAGUUCACAUAAUAUGUGAUCAACAACUAAUAAAAUCCAAAGAAGUGACAAGAUCCAUCAUUGAUUUUAUCUUAAACAUUUAUUUGAUAUACACUCGUCUGGUACUUAAUAUCUCAAAGGCUUGGUAUGUCUUCUUCCAGAUUGCUGGAUGUUCCAAGGAAAUGUAACUCCAAAGUUCUAUAACUCACUUUAUUUUUUCCAGGUAGUUAAAUUGCUUCUUCUAAGGUUAAGGUCAAUUUUUACCAGGAAGUUAAAUUGUCUUUUCUAUAGUUUUUUUUAUUCCAGGCAUUUAGGUUUUCUUUUCUUAUAGUUUUUUUAUACCUAUUUUUAAUUUUUCCAAGUAGCUGAGUUGUUUUUCCUAAUUUCUAAAAGAGGCUAAGGCAAUUUUUUAAAUUUUCCAAGCAGUUUAGUCCUCUUUUCCAUUUUUUAACCCUUUCACUGCGCGGUGCUAAAUUGAAGUGGUCGCCCAAAAUUAUCAUUAACAUCGUUUUGUAGUGGACUUCUUUUGGGCAGUGGAUGGAAUGAAAUUUGCAAAGUGUCUUUUAGUUAAACGUAAUUCCGAGUUUUCAUCUAAAACUCCUACCGUACGAGUGGAAACUGGUGUGUGAAAUUUCGCGAUAAUUUGUUUAAUCAGCAUUAGAUGAAAAUCUUCAAUUGACACAUAAUGCACGGUAUUGCAUUUAUAUAAUUGGUAGGCAUUUAAAACCGUGCAAUCUAAUUUUUGUACCAUUUCAUUGAUUUUCGAACGCACUCUACAGAAGAAAGGAGCAUAUCUGAUUUAUCGACGGGACCCAUGUGUUGAUUAUAAUUAACAAUGCAGCUGGGUUUCAUGAUCCUUCUUCCUGUUUGAUGGUCUGUCUUUCCUGUCUCCUCGACGUCAGGUUUAUGGCAACUUGACAACAUGUUAACUUCCCUUUUAUCUUGCCAUCUUACUGCAAGCAGGUUUUCAGUAGAUCUAUAAGUAAACUCACCCUUUUGUAACUUCUCUGUGAAUUUGGCAUGUUUUUCCUAUUAUUCGUCACAGUACCACAAGCGGUUGUCUUGCUUUUAUACAACGACUCAAACAAAUUGGGGCUAGUGUACCAAUUAUCCACGAAUAAGGUGUGACCCUUUUCUAGGUAAGACUCAAGUAAAGUCAUUACUAUGCUGCCAGAUUUUCCAAUAUCAGCUCCAUCAAAUUCCUUUACAUUUGUCGAGGCACCAGUGUAGACAAUAAAAUCAAGUAUAUCACCCGUGUCAGUAUCGCAUAAUAAAAAAAAAUUUACUCCAAACCGGUGUCUUUUCGAUGGCAUAUAUUGUCGAAAAAAAACUCUAGCUCUAAAAAGUAACAAACUUUCGUCAAUACAAAUAUUCUUGAAUGGACAAAAUGCUUCUUUGAAUUUAUUUUUUAGAUGGUCGACAACUAACCUUACUUUCUGCAAGGAAUCUUUUUCUUCAGGUAAGGGACCAUUAUUAUCAGUGAAGUGAAGUAAUUUCGUUAUUAGUAAUAAUCUGUCUCUUUUCAUAAGUCUGCUAAAAAUUGGGGUUUUGAUAAAUUCAUCAUUUGACCAAUAAUAGUUUAAUUUGUUUUUCUUUACAUGUGGCAUUAGUAAUGCUACAGCAAAGUAAGAGUACAUCUCCUUAUAUUCCACUGGCCGCCACCUCUUGAUACGUGAAUGUUCAGAUUGGUCUUGCAAUAAUAAAUAGUCGUAAUAUUUAUUAGUUUCGGCCGCUAUUUGUUCCACUAACUCUUGGGUAAAAAAAAAUUCAAAAUAUUUUAGAGCUGGAUGUACCUUUGGGUCAAAAGCCUUAGUUGUCCAUAAAAAGCUUCUCUCACUUUGAAACGCUGCAGCGUGCACUGGUUGAUCACUACUGCUGUCUGAAUCUUCACUUGACUCCACUAAGUUUGUUCUAUUCGAAAAAAACUCCUCAAUAUUAUUUUCUUCAGCGGGCGUUAUAAUGAUGUCAUCGUCUGGCCAAUUGUCUUCAUUCUAGAAGAUAAAAAACCAAUGUAGAAACAAGUAGAUCGCGUACAUCUCAUAAUUACAAAAUAUAAAUUAAUAAACCUUUUUUUCUGUACUUACGUCAAGCUCCAUCGGCUCAUCAAUCUCGUCAUAUUCACUAUCACUCCGAGCUAAUAUCUCUUCCAACUCCCUAUCUGUUAAAUCGUUUUUAGACAUAAUUAUCUCACUAACUAAAAGCUAGAAAAACCGAUGAAAAUGCCAAAUAAACAAACAAACGUACUGGUAAAUAGCGGAACACUACACUAGAUUAUUACGCCACAAGACCUGUUACAUCAUAUCCCUAUCCUUCGGAUACUUUGCGCAAGUCCCGCGUCCCGCGGCGGCAGCAUGCGGUCGAGAGAGGCACGAAAACAACGCUUGCAAAUAUAUUCGUCAGGAGCAGUCCAAUCCUACUUUUAUUAGCGAUGCGAGUUUACUCGUCUAGAGCAGUUUUACGGCAUAGCGAAUAAAUUCGUCCAGAGCAGUUAAAGGGUUAAAAGUGGUUAAAAUCAUUCUUUUCCAGCCAGUUGCAUUGUUAAAGCGAUUUUAAACUUUUUGCUAAGUAGUCACAUUUAUUUCUGACUUUCUUUUAUACAAACCAAAAAUAAUGACGAUUUAAAUACAAAAUUAUAAAUAUUCUGACAAAAAUGUAUCUAAAGCGGAAAAAAUAUAUACUUCAUAUACAAAUAAAAACCAAUAAAAGUUAAGUACUUUAAUUACUUUUUUUAAAUAAAAUACAAACUUAAUUAAACUAUGGUCGAUGUAAACUGUCUAUGGUACUAAAUUAUUAUUUUUAGUGACACAUUUUUUAUUUUAAUUUAAUCAUAAAAAAUUAAUUUCGUCUAUAGGGUUGCUUUUUAUAUUAAUUAAAAGUCAUUCACGAAAGCAAUUUAAUUUCAUCCUUAUUCACACAGUUUUAAAAUUAAAUUAACAAAUGUCAUUUAAUUAAUUUAUUAUUUAUUGAUUAAUUCUUUACUUUGAAUUAAUAAGGCUGUAAAAAAAUGAUCAAAAUUAAAGACUAAAAUAAGUUAGGAAAGUUAAUAUUCAAAUAUGAUAAAACGGUUUAAACGGUAUUAAUUUUAAUUAUUUAUAGCGUAAUCAUUUGUAAAUAUCUAUAGAGCUAUUUUAUUCAUUAAUAAUAAUAAAAUGUGUGACAAAAGAGAAAUUAAUAAUGAAAUAUAAUCAAAAUCAAGGACAGGAAAAGCAAAUUGUGAUAUAUAUGAUGUACAGUUCUAUGCAAAUGAAGCUUAAUACCAUUAUUUAUUAAAAAAAAACAAUAAAAAAAAAUAAAAAUAUUUAUUUUUCCAUAAGAUUAGUGAUAAAUUAUGAAAGUGCCUCAAACAUAUUUGAAAAUUACUGCCAAUUUAAUUUAUUUUAUUGUCAAUCAAGUUGCUUUAUAAAUGGUCAAACAUGACAAAUUAUAUUUAAAAUAACAGAAAAGUUCCUUAAAUUAAAUUAAUUAGUUAAUAGAAGUAACUAUUAAAACCAAAGAGAGAAUCAGGGGAAGGAAAUUGUGAUAUAUCUGAUAAGAAAAAUUGGGGUUUCGAAUUAAAUUAUGUUUAGGAUGAGAGAGAAAACAAAUGAUUCAUUAUUUUAUUAAAAUUUUAUUCCUUCUUUUUUACUAUAAUUUAAAUCAUUUUUAACAUUUAUUAUACCUCACAUUCAUCGAACAAAAGUUAUUUUAGUAAUAAUUAUAGGAUAAUUUAGACCAAAGCUAGUUAGAUUAAAAUUGUAUAAUAUUAUAGGACAAAAUGUAUAUAAUUAAAUAUUAAUGUAUAUAAUACUAAUACAGUAGUUUUAGACUGAUAGAAUUAAGGUACAUAGGCAAACUGUAUAUAGCUUUAGUAAUAAGUAUAUCAAUAAGAAAUUAAUAACGACAUAAUUAUAUAAUUAACUCUUAAGCAUUUGUACAUAUCUUUUGUUCAUUCUUAAUAAGACUUUUGUCAGUAAUAAAAAGUAGCCCCUUAUAUCUAAAUAAUAUAUAAUAUUUUCUGUAUAUAAAUCUUGCUUUGCACAGAUAGUUUACUGAGACCUGGUAAUAUCCAAAAGUCUUUUAAGUAAAUAUUGAUACAUAGGUACAUGUUUGCAUUAGUCUGACUCUAGUCAAAUGUUUAAAUAAUUAUUGGAAUUUUAAAUUUAGAAAUUACUUAUUUAAUAGUUAUUAAAUUAAAUGGGCGUUAAAAUAGUAUAAAUGCAAUGCAACUUUUAAACAUAAAUGGAUUUAAUGGUAUGACCUAGGCUUUGUUUAAUGGGAUACGAUUUUUUUAUAUGUUUUAUUUACUAAUCUAUGAGCAAAUGAAAAAAACAUAAGUUAUAUAACUUAUACAAAAAUAUACUAACACAUAAGCACGUAAAAUAGGCAAAAAAUAAAUGCAAUGCAAUUUUUAAACAUAAAUGGAUUUAAUGGUAUGACCUGGGCUUUUUUUAAUGGGAUACGAUUUUUUUAUAUUUUAUUUACUAAUUUAUGAGCAAAUAGAAAAAUAUAAGUUAUAUAACUUAUACAAAAAAAAUACUAACACAUAAGCACGUAAAAAAAUCACAUACAGUUGUACUUACUUAUAUGCUUAUAUUUAAAAUUUAGCUUUAAGUAAGUAUUUUAGUAUUUGAUGCAAAAAAAAUGAGCACAAAAAUAAAUUUAAUAAAUUAUUUUCAAAUUUA
Molecule: messenger RNA, 8479 nt
Organism: Anthonomus grandis grandis
Lineage: Eukaryota; Metazoa; Arthropoda; Insecta; Coleoptera; Curculionidae
Exons: 6
Coding region: 61-2709 (882 amino acids)
Source: RefSeq, a predicted model, not a curated record